GGGGGUAUCACAGGAGAAAGUUGCAGCGGCGGCGGCCACCGCGGCACCCCAGAGCCUCGGAGGCCAGGGGCAAGUGGGCGAAGGGAGGGGGGACGGCUGCUGCGGCAGCAGCUGAAGGCCGAGGAAUUGAAAGGGCUGUAGGGGGAGGCAGUGCGAGCCAGCCCCGGCUGCUCCUCCUCUUCCUCCUCCUCCUCCAAACUCGCAGGGCUCAGCCCCAGCGCUCGCUCAGCCGCCGGGAGCACCCGGAGGGACGGGAGGCAGCCGCGCGGCCCCGAGCCGGGCAGGGUCCCCGGCCGCCAUGGAUAGCGACGACGAGAUGGUGGAGGAGGCAGUGGAAGGACACCUGGAUGAUGAUGGACUGCCACAUGGGUUCUGCACGGUCACCUACUCCUCCACUGACAGAUUUGAGGGCAACUUUGUUCAUGGAGAAAAGAACGGACGUGGGAAGUUCUUCUUCUUUGAUGGCAGCACCCUGGAGGGGUAUUACGUGGACGACGCCCUGCAGGGCCAGGGCGUCUACACUUACGAGGACGGAGGAGUUCUGCAGGGCACAUACGUAGACGGGGAGCUGAACGGCCCCGCCCAGGAGUACGACACAGACGGACGACUGAUCUUCAAGGGGCAGUACAAAGACAACAUUCGGCAUGGAGUGUGCUGGAUCUAUUACCCAGACGGAGGCAGCCUUGUAGGGGAUGUCAACGAAGAUGGGGAGAUGACUGGAGAGAAGAUAGCCUACGUGUACCCUGAUGAGAGGACUGCACUUUAUGGGAAAUUCAUUGAUGGAGAGAUGAUCGAAGGAAAACUGGCCACCCUCAUGGCCACUGAAGAAGGGAAGCCUCACUUUGAACUGAUGCCUGGAAGCACCGUGUACCAUUUUGAUAAGUCGACUUCAUCUUGCAUUUCGACCAAUGCGCUUCUUCCAGAUCCUUAUGAGUCGGACCGGGUGUAUGUUGCUGAGUCCCUCAUUUCCAGUGCAGGAGAAGGACUAUUUUCCAAGGUAGCUGUGGGACCUAAUACUGUUAUGGCUUUUUAUAAUGGAGUCCGCAUCACACACCAAGAGGUUGAUAGCAGGGACUGGGCCCUAAAUGGAAACACCCUCUCCCUUGAUGAGGACACAGUCAUUGAUGUGCCUGAACCCUACAACCAUGUAUCCAAGUACUGUGCCUCCUUGGGACACAAGGCGAACCAUUCCUUCACUCCAAACUGCAUCUACGAUAUGUUUGUCCACCCCCGCUUCGGGCCCAUCAAAUGCAUCCGCACCCUGCGAGCAGUGGAGGUCGAUGAGGAGCUCACGGUUGCCUACGGCUAUGACCACACCCCUCCAGGGAAGAGUGCGCCCGAAGCCCCUGAGUGGUACCAGGUGGAGCUGAAGGCCUUCCAGGCCACCCAGCAAAAGUGAAAGGCCUGGCUGCAGAGUCCAGAGACCUGGAAUAGAAACUUGGAUCUAUGCACUACGUUUUCCGACAAUGGGACAACCAGGGACUGCUCAUGCUGUGACAUCACAUCCUCUCACCCCGCGUUAGCAACGACUUUCUCGCAUACUAACUAGGUUUGACUGUAUUACUCAUACCAGAUUUAAAAUUAGCUAGCCUUGCAGCAACAUCUUACUGAGAGGUAUUGUCGAGCACUGACACGGACAGCACCAUGUACUUUGGUGGUUCAAGUCUAAAUCUGUACCACGUUCAGAGAUGCCAAAUGAUUAGACUGAAAAAGGGAAAGGGGUUUUUCCGGUCAUUUUUUUCUUCGGUGGUUUUUCCAUGAUGUUUUUCCUACGGCCAAUGCGGAUUGUGACAUUGCACUGGCAUUUGUGCUGUAUUGGGAGUAGAGAACCACAACAUCUUUAUUCUCUCGAUGUAGUAUAAUUUGCCUUUUAACCUUUGAUCUGUAUCUUGCAAUAGAAUGGCUUUGUUUUUUU
This is a messenger RNA of Sciurus carolinensis (gray squirrel), 1915 nucleotides long. It is a transcript of the gene Setd7, whose product is annotated as SET domain containing 7, histone lysine methyltransferase. NCBI's taxonomy places the organism in Eukaryota, Metazoa, Chordata, Mammalia, Rodentia, Sciuridae. The transcript is spliced from 8 exons. Gene Ontology annotation, biological process: regulation of DNA-templated transcription. Bases 299 to 1399 code for a protein of 366 amino acids. The record is from RefSeq and is a predicted model, not a curated record. Gene Ontology annotation, cellular component: chromosome. Gene Ontology annotation, molecular function: protein binding; histone H3K4 monomethyltransferase activity.